Candoia aspera is the source of this 2475-nucleotide messenger RNA. Its product is annotated as zinc finger protein 629-like. Gene Ontology annotation, molecular function: RNA polymerase II cis-regulatory region sequence-specific DNA binding; DNA-binding transcription factor activity, RNA polymerase II-specific. Gene Ontology annotation, biological process: regulation of transcription by RNA polymerase II. The record is from RefSeq and is a predicted model, not a curated record. Bases 200 to 1213 code for a protein of 337 amino acids. The transcript has 2 exons. NCBI's taxonomy places the organism in Eukaryota, Metazoa, Chordata, Lepidosauria, Squamata, Candoiidae.
UCUUCAUCUCCCACUCUUGCCACUAUAUUACGCUAAGUUGGAUAAUGGUCCAUCCAUUCCUGCAUCCCAGAGGCUGGCUGACUAGAGAUGCUUGUGGAGAGGGAAGAAGAGGAGGGGUAGUCUAUAGAACAGGGGAGCCAUUUUUCACAGCCUAUUUCUUUUUCACUAUUGGGCAGGAUUUCUUGGAGGGAGACCCAGCAUGAUUUCUUUGAUGGAGCAAAGGGAAGAACUACAGGUUGGGAAUGAAGACCUGGGCCAAGAACCGGAAGAAAGGGAAAGCAGGCAAGAUGCCCACACAGAAGAUGGAAGGACCAGUGAGAAUGAAGACUGGGAAGAAGAGGAGGAGGAGGAGGAAGAAUCUCCAGUUGCUCCUGAAGGCCAUGACCCCGAGGAUCCGCUUGAGGUCACCCCACAAGUCCUAGACUGGGAAGAGGCCUGUGAGGCUCUACACAGCAGGAGUGACCAGGAUGGGGACAGGAAUGUCAGGCCCCAAGGGGAAAAGCCCACACCGGGGAGAUGUUCCUGGGGUAACCAACAUUGUCGGCUCAGCUACCGUCAUGCGGGUACCAUCUCCCCGAGAUUCUUUGACUGCCCUGAUUGCGGGAAGCGGUUCACACUGAGUUCCCACCUGAUCCGGCACCAGCGGGUGCACACCGGGGAGAGGCCGUUUGGGUGCCGAUCCUGCACCAAGAGCUUCUCUCAGAGGUCAGACUUGGUGCGCCACGAGCGGACACAUGCCGGGGUCAAGCUGUACCGGUGCACCCAGUGUGACAAAUCCUUCUCGGAGAGCUCCCACCUCAUCCGCCACCAGAUCAUCCACUCCGGGGAGAAACCUUUCAAGUGCAAUGUUUGCGGCAAGCGUUACGGUGACAGCUCCUACCUCACGGUGCACCAGCGAGCCCACACGGGGGCUCGGCCUUACCGCUGCGCCCGCUGCGGAAAGAGCUUUGGCCGAUCUUCGACUCUCAUUCGUCACCAGCGGGUGCAUGGGGACCCAGCGCCUGUCCCUGGGGACAAGCCGCGCCCCCGAGGCAUUUGGACAGCGUUUGCCUGCCUGCCAAGUGAUGGGGAUGCAGAACAAAUUCUUUCUCCUCAGAGGGCAUCGACAUCCCCUGAGCCAUCCCUGGCAUCAUCCGUGCUGUCCCUGCCACCUCCUCCACGGAUUGACCCACGUUCCAUGAGGAUUAUGGGGUGGCAGUGGGGGGUAGAAUAAAAAGCAGAAGGGUGGUCAAGUGGCAGAGAAUCGUAGUGGAGCUGCGCCUGCUGGAAGGAGUUGGCCAGUGCUCAAGACCACAGGAUUGGACUGACAGGUGGACAUCAUCUGCCUGGUUGCCAGGGUUCCCUAAGGUGAUCCAAAGGAGGAAGAAUUACCAUGGUUACAAAAUAACUCCUAAUUUUGUAAGAGCUGAUGGACCCCCUCAGAAAGGCUGGCGGAGGGCGGGAAAGCUCUUGGCUGAGCGUAUUUCAUGGUUGGGAAUGAUGUGGGUUAGGUAACUGGAGGGGGUGGCUCUUUUCUUACCAAUAAUUCAGUUUUGGGGAACAUCAGAACGGCACAACAGAAUAGUAUUCCAAAGCAAAAGAUCAAUUGCCUGAGUUACUAAGUUGAGUCCCUUGGUUUGGCUGGGGUAAUUAAUUGCCAGGGGGAGGGAUGUGCUGAUUGCCAAGGUAAUCCGUGGGGCGAUAAUUUGGUUUCUGGGGCAACAUCAAAAAAAGGAGAAUUGGUUGACACAUCAGUCAAAUGUAUGUUUGCAUCCUAGGGCCAAGAUUACAAAAUAGGUUGCUUUAGGCAGCUGGUUGCUAAGAAAAGAAUGUUGCCUUGGUAUCCAGGUAACUAAAAUAGUGGAGGUUUUAGUAAACCUUUGGUUGUUGAAAGAGGAGGAUAAAGAAUUGGCCAUGUCGUCUUACUUGACUGGUUUCCAUGGUGACAGAAGAACAUUAACGGGUUGAUGGCUAAUGGAGUGAAGAUCAAGGGACUUGAUGACUAGCUUUAUUUGGCUACUUCACCAAAGGGAGGACGUGGAGAACAGCUGAUUGGGAUGAAGUGCAGCAGUUCUGGAGUUGUGUUCAUGGAAACAUCAGCAUAUGCUGACCAAAGAGCUGGCAUUUGCUGAUUCGGAAUCCAAGUGUGUCUUGGAAAGACUCUGGUUUUCCAGUUCAUUAUAUCAAUCUACCCCAAUUUGGUGCCUUCUAGGUGCAUUGGGCUACAACUCCCAUCACUCUAGGUCAGCACGGGCAGUUGCUGAAUGGCCCGAGCAAAGUGGAAAGUGGAGGAGAGCUAUACUACACAAUUGUCAGGCUAGUUAGAUCUGUGUCUGAGCUUCACUGCUUUUGAUUGUCCUUCUGAAGAGGGCUAGGCUCAUGGGAAGGGGCAGAUCAUUGGUCCAUCAACUUCAGUAUUGUCUAUAUUGAUUGGUGGUGGAUUUCCAAGAGUUCAGGCAGGACUUUUCUUGACUGUGGAGUCCUUGGCGCUCUCUG